UACUUAACUUUUGUAGUAGUAUAAUGCUCUUGCUAAGCAGAGCAAAUAGUACUGCUCUAUUCCUUUACACCUCCUGCUUCGGUACGAAACUUUCACGCUGGUUUCUGGGUUAGCGUGAGGAAGGUGGAAAGCGAAUUCCCCAUUGGGAGAACAGGGGUUGUCAGUCCAGUUGAUUCACCAGGUUACAGCAAAAUGUUUCUUCAAUCACAACUCUCAUGGAAUGUAAUAAUCCCUCCUGAGAGCCUUGAUUCCAAUGGUUUGGCACUUCAAAAGGCCAUUAUCAUUCGCCUUAUGGAUGAUUUUGCUGCCAAAAAGGCAACAAAGGAUCUGGGUUACUUUCUUGCUGUGACUACUUUGGAUAAGAUUGGGGAAGGAAAAAUUAGAGAGCGUACUGGGGAUGUACUCUUUCCAGUAGAGUUCAGCUGCAUUACUUUCAAAAUCUUCAAGGGAGAGGUUCUGGAAGGUGUUGUUCACAAGAUUCUGAAGCAUGGGGUUUUCUUGAGAUGUGGACCUAUGGACAAAAUUUAUCUCUCACAUCAAAAAAUGCCUGAUUAUCGAUAUGUGCCUGGAGAAAACCCAAUCUUCAUAAGUGAAACAUCCAAGAUUGAGAAAGAUGUGACUGUACGUUUCAUGGUAAUUGGUGAGCAGUAUGUUGAGGCUGAGGCGGAUUUCCGAGCAGUCGUUGGCUUGAAUGGUGACUUCCUUGGACCAGUGUAGGAGUCUCAAAUCUUUUUAGCCUCUGACUUUGAAGAAACACCUAUUUGAUCACGGUCUAGCUGAUUGUAAAUGUAGUUUGACAUUUCCUUUAUACUUUUCGGUAGGAUUCCUGAAAAAAAGGUGUUACUUCUUGUUUAUCUUAGAAUGCUGUCUCAACUUUGUAUCUUUUGUGGUGAAUAUCUCACUGUUGUCCUGUUUUGGUUCUCCACCUGAAUAUAAUUUCCGUUGAUCA
Messenger RNA from Coffea eugenioides, 949 nucleotides. RefSeq names its product DNA-directed RNA polymerase V subunit 7. Gene Ontology annotation, molecular function: single-stranded DNA binding; single-stranded RNA binding. The transcript is spliced from 2 exons. Bases 193 to 717 code for a protein of 174 amino acids. Lineage: Eukaryota; Viridiplantae; Streptophyta; Magnoliopsida; Gentianales; Rubiaceae. The record is from RefSeq and is a predicted model, not a curated record. Gene Ontology annotation, biological process: DNA-templated transcription; DNA-templated transcription initiation.